AGCCAGAUGGGAGCGGAGCUUUUCAGAACGCGUUUUGGGCCUCGUCGGUUGCCGUAAGAAGCGCCGGCCGUGGCGGCGCCACGUCCCUUGCCGCGGAGGGAAGGGGGUCAGUUGGGCCUCGGGGCGGGUGGUCAUGGCCUUUACGCUGUACUCGCUGCUGCAGGCGGCCCUACUCUGCGUCAAUGCCAUCGCCGUGCUACACGAGGAGCGAUUCCUCAAGAACAUUGGCUGGGGAACAGACCAGGGAAUUGGUGGAUUCGGAGAAGAGCCAGGAAUUAAAUCUCAGCUAAUGAACCUUAUUCGAUCUGUGAGAACUGUGAUGAGAGUGCCAUUGAUAAUAGUAAACUCAAUUGCAAUUGUAUUACUUUUACUAUUUGGGUGAAGAUCAAUGGGGGAAAUGGAGACUCAGGAGAAGAGCUGCCAGCAGAAGUUAUUACUUCAGUCUUUAUUGGAAUAUACGUAUCUUAGCUGGCUGACCUUGGACUUGACAAAAAUGUAAACCUGCCAAUAAAACCAGAGUCCCUAUUUAUCUGAUUUUUUUAAAUGUUGCACUUAUAGUUUUAUUGCAAAAAGAUCAGAUCAUCAGAGGCCAGAUUGGAAUACAUUUGAUUGCUGACUGCUGAUAAAAGUUCAUGCUAUGGUAAAGAUUGUUAAAAGGGUGCAGGAUUGUCACUUCUGUGUUUUUAGAGGUUUCUUUCUUUGACUUCUCAGGGAUGAAUUUUUUUUUCAAAGUUCCUUUGUGACUUAUCUAUGAUGUGAGAAUGAUUAUUCUCCUAGAUAAAAUUUAAAGGAUUUUUAAAAUAUAAAAUGUUAGAUAGGAAAUUUGGAUUAUUUUAUUUUGAACUCUUUGGUUAAAUAUUUUAUCUGUAUACUGUCUCAGCUAUGAAAAAUUCAAAUUCAUAGUAACUAUUGAAGAGCAAUACUCUGAUUUCUGGGAGAAUUCUAAUUUUGUAAGUUGGUUAGUCACAUGAUGAUUGUGUUUUUAAGUCUUAAGUUCUUUUCAUGCGUUUGUUAUUUUAUUAAUUGGCCUGAGUGAUGAGACCAGGUCAGUAUCUACAUAUUUCCAUAGGUAAAAAAAAAUCCGUAUAGAAAAGACUAUGCCCUUUUUAACAAUGAUGACUUAUUUUUUAAAAUCAGCAUAAAUAGCAGCCUGCAGGAGCAAUCCUAAACAAUCACCAUUAAACCAUACUACGUAAGAAGACUUUGUUGUGAAGCAUUUACCUCCCCAAAUUAUCACAUUUCCGUUUCUUGGAGUAGCACAUUAAGGGGUGUGAUUUGUAAUUCUUCAUUCUGUCAGUCAGUAGAGCAUUCAUGGUGGAUAAAUUGUCUUUUGUUUUUUUAUGUCUUAGACCAUCCCAUAUUUGCUUAUCCCAUAAUACUGUUUUAUGCAGAAAGAUUAAAACAAUGUAAAUGGUUUUUCUGGGAAGUAUUAGUUAUAAUAUUUUAAAGGGGGUGGAAUGGAAUCUUUGUCUGUAGGAGAACUUUAUUUGUAAAUAAAGUUCAAUUUCCAAGUCAAA
Messenger RNA from Balaenoptera musculus (blue whale), 1517 nucleotides. RefSeq names its product immediate early response 3 interacting protein 1 (gene IER3IP1). Gene Ontology annotation, cellular component: endoplasmic reticulum membrane; COPII-coated ER to Golgi transport vesicle; Golgi membrane. The transcript is spliced from 3 exons. The record is from RefSeq and is a predicted model, not a curated record. The coding region runs from base 134 to 382 and encodes 82 amino acids. Lineage: Eukaryota; Metazoa; Chordata; Mammalia; Artiodactyla; Balaenopteridae. Gene Ontology annotation, biological process: endoplasmic reticulum to Golgi vesicle-mediated transport.